AUGACGGUCGCAAGUAAUCAGGCACAUGUGAAGGCAUUGAGUAAGAAUCAUCACAACGAUUGGCCAAAAGAUGAUGGAAAGUACGAGAAAUGUUCAGGUACUAAGCUGUCAACGAAUGAAAAGGGUGUAAAUUUCGGGAUAACUCCUAAAAUAACCAUAGGCGUAAAAGGUGUCAAGUAG
This is a messenger RNA of Botrytis byssoidea, 180 nucleotides long. RefSeq lists its product as uncharacterized. The record is from RefSeq and is a predicted model, not a curated record. The transcript has 2 exons. Lineage: Eukaryota; Fungi; Ascomycota; Leotiomycetes; Helotiales; Sclerotiniaceae. The coding region runs from base 1 to 180 and encodes 59 amino acids.